AUGACUUCGGUAAAACAGAGAGACCUGUACUAUGCCUUGAAGUUCAACAGAUUCGAAUCAGGCUGGCAAGAGAGGCAAAUGCUAGAGAAAUAUCUCAGUUUCUCCUUAGUUGCAAUCAUUACUUCAGUCAGCAGAAGCUUCUGGGUUUCAAGGUCUGCGCAGGAGUGCAUUGUCGAAGGCUCAGUACAGUUGUCUCACUGUGGAUACCAAAAUCUGCGGAUGCUCAAGUCCCUUAGUCUGCCCUCCAUAUCCACGGAUUCAAGCACCUCCAGACUUGGAACUCGCAGACACGAAGGGCCGAUUGAGAAGAGGGGGACUGCUCUAAAACCAAGUAAGGAUGGAGAUGACGACAAGAAACUGGCUUCAUCUGAGAAUUUCCAUGUUGGUGAAAAUGAUGAGAAUCAGGACCGUGGUAACUGGUCCAAAAAAUCGGAUUAUCUUCUAUCUAUGGUUGGAUAUGCAGUGGGAUUGGGGAACGUGUGGAGAUUCCCAUAUUUGACCUACAGCAAUGGCGGAGGUGCCUUCUUGAUACCUUAUGCGCUUAUGCUAGCAUUGGCUGGUUUACCUUUGUUCUUCCUAGAGUGUUCACUGGGACAAUUUGCUAGCUUAGGUCCAGUUUCAGUUUGGAGGAUUCUUCCAUUGUUUCAAGGUGUGGGAAUUACAAUGGUCAUGAUAUCCAUUUUUGUGUCAAUCUAUUACAAUGUCAUAAUUGCCUACAGUCUUUACUACAUGUUUGCUUCUUUUCGAAGUGAACUACCAUGGAAAUAUUGUGCUUAUUGGGCAGAUGAAAACUGUAGCAGAUCGCCUAUAGUAACUCACUGUAAUGUAAGUACAGGACCAGAGAUCAUCCAAGUCAACAAAAGCUGGGUAGAUGCCAACAAUUAUACCUGCAUCAAUGGAAGUGAAGUUUACCAGCCAGGGCAGCUUCCCAGUGAACAAUAUUGGAAUAAAGUGACACUCCAACGGUCAAGUGGAAUGGAUGAGACUGGAGUAAUUGUGUGGUAUUUAGCGCUUUGUCUUCUUCUGGCUUGGCUCAUAGUUGGAGCAGCACUAUUUAAAGGAAUCAAGUCUUCUGGCAAGGUGGUAUAUUUUACAGCUCUUUUCCCCUAUGUUGUCCUACUCAUCCUGUUAAUACGAGGCGCAACUCUGGAGGGUGCAUCAAACGGCAUUUCAUACUAUAUUGGAGCACAGUCAAAUUUUACAAAACUUAGGGAAGCUGAGGUUUGGAAAGAUGCUGCCACUCAGAUAUUUUACUCCCUUUCAGUGGCUUGGGGUGGUUUAGUUGCUCUAUCAUCUUACAAUAAGUUCAAUAACAACUGCUUCUCAGAUGCCAUUGUAGUUUGUUUGACAAACUGCCUCACUAGUGUGUUCGCUGGAUUCGCUAUUUUUUCUAUAUUGGGACACAUGGCUCAUAUAUCUGGAAAAGAAGUCUCUCAAGUUGUAAAAUCAGGUUUUGAUUUGGCAUUCAUUGCUUAUCCAGAAGCUCUAUCCCAGCUCCCAGGUGGACCAUUUUGGUCCAUAUUAUUUUUCUUCAUGCUUUUGACUUUGGGUCUCGACUCUCAGUUUGCUUCCAUUGAGACGAUUACAACAACGAUUCAAGAUUUAUUUCCCAAAGUGAUGAAGAAAAUGAGGGUUCCCAUAACUUUGGGUUGCUGCUUGGUUUUUUUCCUCCUUGGUCUCGUCUGUGUGACUCAGGCUGGAAUUUACUGGGUUCAUCUGAUUGACCACUUCUGUGCUGGAUGGGGCAUAUUGAUUGCAGCUAUACUGGAAAUAAUAGGAAUCAUCUGGAUUUAUGGAGGGAACAGAUUCAUUGAAGAUACAGAAAUGAUGAUUGGAGCAAAAAGGUGGACAUUCUGGCUAUGGUGGAGAGCUUGCUGGUUUGUCAUUACACCUAUCCUUUUGAUUACAAUUUUGGUCUGGUCCCUGGUGCAAUUUCAUAGACCUGAUUAUGCUAGUAUUCCAUACCCUGACUGGGGAGUUGCUCUAGGCUGGUGUAUGAUUAUUUUCUGCAUUAUUUGGAUUCCAAUUAUGGCUACUGUAAAAAUAAUUCAAGCUAAAGGAAACAUCUUUCAACGCAUUGUAAGCUGCUGCAGACCAGCUUCUAACUGGGGUCCCUACCUGGAACGACACCGUGGGGAGAGAUAUAAAGAAAUGGCAGAUCCUAACAAGGAGAUGGACCAUGAAAUACCUACUGUUAGUGGCAGUAGAAAACCAGAUGAGAUCUAAUUUUUAAAAAUAUGUGGUUGUAUAAUGUGAUUAUUUUAGAAUAGAGGAAAAUUUUAUUUAUUUGUAUGUUGAUUGAGUAGAAAAAUGUAUACACUAUGUUCAUAAUAGUA
Diceros bicornis minor is the source of this 2336-nucleotide messenger RNA. It is a transcript of the gene SLC6A14, whose product is annotated as solute carrier family 6 member 14. The transcript has 15 exons. The record is from RefSeq and is a predicted model, not a curated record. Bases 1 to 2226 code for a protein of 741 amino acids. NCBI's taxonomy places the organism in Eukaryota, Metazoa, Chordata, Mammalia, Perissodactyla, Rhinocerotidae. Gene Ontology annotation, cellular component: membrane. Gene Ontology annotation, biological process: sodium ion transmembrane transport. Gene Ontology annotation, molecular function: L-proline transmembrane transporter activity.